Daphnia carinata is the source of this 1272-nucleotide messenger RNA. RefSeq names its product tryptophan-rich protein TspO-like. Bases 256 to 771 code for a protein of 171 amino acids. The transcript has 4 exons. Lineage: Eukaryota; Metazoa; Arthropoda; Branchiopoda; Diplostraca; Daphniidae. The record is from RefSeq and is a predicted model, not a curated record. Gene Ontology annotation, cellular component: mitochondrial outer membrane.
AACAUAAAUAAACGAAUGUGCCUGACAGCAACAACAAAUAGAUAAAAGUGCGAAGAACAUGGCAAGCAAAACGCUCGUCACGUGAAAAGAAGAACAAUUACAGUCUAUUCCAGUUCCUGGUGCCACGCACGUAGACCACGCCUUCCGGCUAACGACGAGCCAUAUAUUUCAAGCAGCAAAAGUACAGUACCAGUAUCCAUUUGACCGCGUAACUGAAAGGUUUCAGAGAUUUCGUCAGUGACUUUGAACUUUAAAAUGGAAAUCGUUUGGUCAGCCAUCAUUUUGACUCUAUUACCCUGGGUAGGAUCCUUCGCCGGUGGUACCAUUACGCGAAAGUACAUCAAAACUUGGUACGAUAAGGAUAUCAAGAAACCAAGUUGGCGUCCUCCUAAUUUGGCAUUUCCUAUUGUUUGGACAUACCUUUAUCUAACGAUGGGCUAUGCUUCGUACUUGGUAUGGCGUGAUGGCGGUGAAACCUUGGAUGGCCCUGCCAGGUUGCCGCUGACGCUUUUCGCAAUUCAACUUGUUCUCAACUGGGCUUGGUCUUACAUCUUUUUCUACUUUCACAACUUGAAAUUGGCAUUUUAUGAAAUCAUCGUUAUGCACGUCACCAUUGCUUCUUGUGUCUAUACUUUUAAAUCCGUCAAUGAAAUAGCUUCUUAUUUGAUGAUUCCAUACCUAGCAUGGGUCAGCUUUGCUUGUCUACUUACCUAUACAAUUUGGAGAAUGAACCCAUCCAACAACAAGCCGUCAAACAAGAAGAGAAAUUAAGGGACCUCCAUUUAGUAGGAUUACUUUCCAUAAAUCCUACAUUCCAACGUUGUCAAAGCUGACAGCCCCCAAAGUAAAAAGGGGAAUUCCAUUAAUCGCAUGAGUUUUCUAAAUACAUACAUCUCACUGAGAAAAUCUCUUUUUGUUUUUGGUGGUUAGAUUGAAGGUCUUUUUUGUUUGCUGGUUGCAUAAUUACUGAUGGAACUUUAUGUAGCCGUAAUUCUAAUCUUGAGGGAGGAAGAAGAAUGUUUGCGAACGUGUGACAUUGCAAGGUCAACAGCCAUUCAUUUACGUCGAGAAUGAACUCAACUGGCAUUUCUUGUUAAAGACAUUUCAAGUACACUUGUUUACCGAAGAUUUCACCAUAUCAUAGUACUAACCCAUUAUUAUCGAUUUAUCAGCUUUCACACUAUACAAUGUGUAGCAGUGAGAUUUUAGAAAAAAAAAAUGAUCCUUGAACAUAUUGUACUUAAUUACAUCUCUCAGAAGAAGCGGCCAGUU